Carassius gibelio (silver crucian carp) is the source of this 5514-nucleotide messenger RNA. RefSeq names its product formin-like protein 2. Gene Ontology annotation, biological process: regulation of cell shape; cortical actin cytoskeleton organization; cell migration. Gene Ontology annotation, molecular function: small GTPase binding; actin filament binding. The record is from RefSeq and is a predicted model, not a curated record. The transcript is spliced from 27 exons. Bases 294 to 3542 code for a protein of 1082 amino acids. Lineage: Eukaryota; Metazoa; Chordata; Actinopteri; Cypriniformes; Cyprinidae. Gene Ontology annotation, cellular component: cytosol.
AGGGGCGGAGCUGAAGAGCCAGCGCCUGUAGUUGUCUGCUGAAGUGCGUUUCAGAGUCUGAAUCAUGGAGAACAGAAGAGCUCACUGGGAGUGGUGCGGACAUUGGGUAAUAUGCGAAUAGGACACGAUAUUUGCGCUCUUUGUGCCUGUGUGAAGUUAUAAUGCAGCUGCUGCUGCUGACCUCCAUGAAGUGUUCAAGCUCAGAUAAAGUCGUGCAGACAGUGAUAACGGAUACCGGACACAUACAGGACAAACCCGUAGAAUAAGAGUGUGAUUGACAUAUUGAAGAAGAGAUGGGGAACGCAGGGAGCAUUAACCAGCACACUGACCCCAGAGGACACCACAUGCCCCUCAAACUGCCCAUGCCCGAGCCGGCCGAGCUGGAGGACAGAUUUGCGCUCGUCCUGAACUCAAUGAACUUGCCUCCAGACAAAGCAAGAUUACUACGGCAGUACGACAAUGAGAAGAAAUGGGAACUCGUUUGUGACCAGGAACGAUUCCAGGUGAAGAAUCCUCCUCACACAUACAUCCACAAGUUGCAGGGUUAUCUUGACCCGGCUGUGACCAGGAAGAAGUUCAGGAGGAGAGUGCAGGAGUCAACCCAGGUCCUGCGGGAGCUGGAAAUCUCAUUACGGACCAAUUACAUAGGGUGGGUGCGGGAGUUUCUGAAUGAAGAGAAUAAGGGUUUGGAUGUGUUGGUGGAGUAUCUUUCGUUUGCACAGUACGCUGUCACGUAUGACGGUGACAGUUCUGAGGGCAGCACAGAAAACUCAGUGGAUAAACCGAAACCAUGGAAUCGAUCGAUUGAAGAUCUCCAUGGAGGAAACCACCUCUCAUCAGCUGUCACAGGCAACAGCAUCUCCAGAGCCAGCAGACAUUCAACCAUAAGGUCUAAUACAUUACCCAUCCGGAGGACAUUGAAGAAUUCCAGAUUAGUGUGUAAGAAAGACGACGUUCAUGUGUGCAUCAUGUGCCUACGAGCCAUCAUGAACUACCAGUAUGGCUUCAACAUGGUUAUGUCUCACCCUCAUGCUGUGAAUGAAAUUGCACUAAGUCUGAACAAUAAGAAUCCCAGGACUAAAGCUCUGGUGCUGGAGCUGCUGGCCGCUGUGUGUCUGGUUCGAGGAGGUCAUGAGAUCAUUCUCUCUGCCUUUGAUCAUUUUAAAGAGGUGUGUUCAGAAGAUCAGCGCUUUGAGAAACUUAUGGAGCAUUUCAAGAAUGAAGAUAAUAACAUCGACUUCAUGGUUGCCUGCAUGCAGUUCAUCAAUAUUGUGGUUCAUUCAGUGGAAGACAUGAAUUUCAGAGUGCACUUACAGUACGACUUCACAAAGCUGGGUUUAGACGAAUAUCUGGAUAAACUGAAGAACACCGAGAGUGAUAAACUGCAUGUGCAGAUUCAAGCGUACCUGGAUAACGUGUUUGAUGUCGGGGCUCUGUUAGAGGACGCAGAGACCAAGAACGCAGCGCUGGAGAGAGUGGAGGAACUAGAGGAGAACAUGUCUCAUCUGACAGAGAAGUUGCAGGACACAGAGAAUGAGGCGAUGGCAAAAAUCGUUGAGCUGGAGAAACAACUCAUGCAAAAAAAUAAAGAGCUGGAGUCUGUUCGGGAGGUGUAUAAAGACGCCAGCUCUCAGGUGCACACCCUGCGGCGGAUGGUGAAGGAGAAGGACGAGGCUAUUCAGAAACAGAGCAACCUGGAGAAGAAGAUCCACGAGCUGGAGAAACAGGGAACCAUCAAGAUCCAGAAGAAAGCGGACGGGGACAUUGCCAUCCUGACACCCCCUCCACAGGAGAACGGGCAUCUGCCAGGGUCACAGGGCGUAUCUGGGGUGUCCAGUGAGGGCGUGGUCAGUCACGGAGGUGUGGCUAACGGGGCGGCUCAUGUCCUGAGCAUCCCUGAUCCUCCCCCUCCUCCUGGGCCGGCGACACUAUCAAAUGGUCCAUCAGCUGCUCCAGCACCAGCACCAGCUCCACCACCUCCUCCUCCUCCUCCACCUCCUCUCCCAGGCCUCGCUCUGGAUAUAUCUGCCCCUAUGCCCCCUCCACCGCCCCCCAUGGCUCCUCCACUUCCAGGCUGCGGCUCUCCCACUGUCAUCAUGAACUCAGGACUGGCAGCUGUGAAGAUCAAGAAACCCAUCAAGACUAAGUUUCGUAUGCCGGUGUUUAAUUGGGUGGCACUGAAACCCAAUCAGAUCAACGGCACUGUGUUCAACGAGAUCGAUGACGAACAAAUACUGGAGGACCUGAAUGUAGAUGAGUUUGAGGAGAUGUUUAAGACGAAAUCCCAAGGGCCUGCCAUAGACAUCACCUCCAGCAAACAGAAGACCUCCCAGAAAGGACCAAGCAAAGUCUCGCUGCUGGACUCCAACCGAGCCAAAAACCUGGCCAUCACACUCAGAAAAGUGGGCAAGACAUCAGAGGAGAUCUGCAGAGCCAUUCAGAUGCUUGACCUGCGGUCGUUGCCGGUGGAUUUCGUGGAGUGUUUGAUGAGGUUUGUUCCGACGGAAGCGGAGCUGAAAGUUCUCCGUCAGUAUGAGAAGGAGCGCAAACCUCUGGAGAACCUGACGGAUGAGGACCGCUUCAUGAUCCAGUUCAGCAAGAUCGAGCGUCUCAUGCAGAAGAUGACCAUCAUGGCGUUUGUGGCCAAUUUCAGCGAGAGCAUUCAGUUGCUCACACCGCAACUUCAUGCCGUUAUUGCAGCGUCUGUCUCCAUCAAGUCCUCACAGAAACUCAAGAAGAUCCUGGAAAUCAUCUUGGCUCUGGGAAACUACAUGAACAGCAGUAAACGAGGAGCGGUGUACGGCUUCAAACUGCAGAGCUUAGACCUGUUAUUAGACACUAAAUCAACAGACCGCAAGAUGACUCUUCUGCACUAUAUCAGUAAUGUAGUAAAGGAAAAAUACCAGCAGGUGACGCUCUUCUAUAACGAGCUGAACUACGUGGAGAAAGCAGCGGCAGUGUCUCUGGAGAAUGUCUUAUUAGACGUGAAGGAGCUUCAGAGAGGCAUGGAUCUGACCAGGAGAGAGAACAGCAUGCACGGAAACAACACACUGCUCAGAGAUUUCCUACAGCAAAAUGAGAAUAAACUCAAAAAACUUCAGGAUGAUGCCAAGAUCGCUCAGGAUGCCUAUGAUGAAGUGGUGAAAUUCUUUGGAGAAUGCUCCAAAACAACACCCCCGUCCGUGUUUUUCCCAGUGUUUGUGCGCUUUGUGAAAGCAUACAGGCAAGCAGAGGAGGAUAAUGAACAGAGGAAGAGGAAGGAGCAGAUGAUGAUGGAGAAGCUGAUUGAGCAAGAAGCUAUGAUGGAGCAAGAGGAUCAGAAGUCUCCCUCUCAUAAGAAUAAGCGUCAGCAGCAGGAGCUGAUUGCGGAGCUGAGGAAGAAGCAGGUGAAGGACAGCAGACAUGUGUAUGAGGGUAAAGACGGAGCCAUUGAAGACAUCAUCACAGCCUUAAAGAAGAAUAAUAUUACUAAAUUUCCCAAUGUGCACUCGAGGGUAAGGAACUCUUCCAGUAGUACCCCAGUGGAUGCUACUCAGACCUGAUCUGAGAAACCAGCCAUACAGGCGUGCCGACGCCGUCAGGAGGAGCAUUCGAAGACGUUUUGAUGAUCAGAAUUUGCGGCCAAUCAACAGUGCAGAGAUGGUCAUGUGACGAGGGCAGAGUGGAUGUGAUUGGAUGGAGUGGUGGAGGAAACAAGAUAAUGAAGGACUGAUAAAGAUGACAGCAGGUCUGAAAGCCAAGUGCCUACAUUUAACAUCUGUCCCAUCAGGUGUUGAAUUGUACAUGUGUCUUCUGUGAAUUUUUAUGUUACAAAUGGUGUCUUAAUCUGUCUUUUCUCUUAUGGCGCUUAAAUUGUAUGGCUAGAUGAGUAUUUUUCUUAAGAAAGUGUCCGAAUGUAAAACUAUUCCAACACUUGUUGUAUCACGGACCUGUAAAAGUCCUCUUACAUUCCAGUGCUUUCGCCACAGAUCAAACCGACCAGGCGUGUGUUCUCCGAAUCAUCUGGUCGGUCCAAAAGAAGCCCUGUAGUGUUGAUCAGAGCCUGUUUUUAGAGUGCUGUUCACAUUCUUGUCUUGAUAGAGCCCAACAGAAUGGAAAACAGCCUGAGAAGCAUUUGAAAAAGUUUUGUAAAAGUUAUAAAAAUGCAAUGUUGAUGGUUUAAGAUGUUGCAGGGUGCGACACAGCGGCCAAAGAUAACAAUAUUAAGAACAUUCCUCACUUAAGAUGAUUCGAUGUCUGAUAGUAGAGGUAUUUCAAUGUGUUGUGAUCUUGAGAGCAUGUGUACACGACAGGAAGUGCGUGCACAAGACUGUCCCAGGUCUAAAGAAUGCUAAAAGCACCACAAUUAAAUUCCUAUGUAACAUAUCUGUUACCUUGUAAUAGAUUAGUAUUGUUUAUAUUGCAAUAGAAGAAGAUACUUCUUGUCUGUCUUAAAACCAAUGUUCUCUUAUAACCAGCAAAAUAACAGUCCUGUCAAGACCAUAACUGGGUGACUUUACCAGAAGUUUACCAGAGUUACAUUAACAUAACCAGAAGUCCACGGUAGACUCUGAACUAUAACGGCUCAAAAAGUGCUUUGACAAAAACAUGAGUGCAGUACGUCCUAGUACACUUUCCCCACAGACGUCCAUUGGAAGUGCAUUGAGGUAAAUUAAAUAUUGUGUUUUAUACACAGAGGAUUGAAUAUAUAGUCUGUGGUAAUCGACAGAUGCUGUUUUGAACACAAAAUAUUCCUUCGUGAAUAUUAAACACUUUUGCUAUUAUUUCCUGUAUUAGUGAUGUACGGCCGCUGAGCACUACGGCAAACCUCUUCCCUGGGGCACUUGUUCUUCACUACAUACACAAGAUCAUAAGAUCAGGUUCCUCAUUGAAUUCGGUUGUUGUGACUGGGCUUGUUUUAUGCAUUCUAGGUCAGACAAUGGGAAAUAAGGCGUUAUAUAAACUGAAUCUUGUGUGGUUCUAUAAUGACCUGCACCAGUGAAAAUCCACAUUUCGUGUGAUGUGAAAGUCUAUUUAAAAGCAAAAAAAUAAAUAAAUAAAUAAAUAAAUAAAAUAAAAACAUUUGUUAAAUGUACAGAUAUUUUGCUAUAAAAUUGUUGCAUCUUUUUAACUUUUUAAUCUUCUAAUAUUGUACAUAUUGUUAAAAACAAUAUUGUUUUAAAAAUCAUUCUGUACUACAAUGUUUGAAUAUUUUAACUUAUAGUUUUUAUUUCUUUUUUUCCUGCAUUUUUGUAUAUUUAAUAAAGCUGAAAACCUGAACCAGUUCUUUUAGACAUGCAGCAACAGUCCCAUCUACACUAAAACAUGUCAGAAAUCAGAAGCAUUAGUAGAAUUAGUCCUUAUAGUCUGUCUCAUCUCUGUACAAUACACUCAUAAAAACUGGAUUAAACUAUCAUUUUGUUUUCCCCUAAAAUCAAUGUAUCUUAGCCACUGAAUGCUUACAAUACUGCAAAAAUCUGUUCUCAGAUUUACAGUUAGAUGAUUUCUCAAUGUCCAAUUAAACUAUUUACAUAA